Molecule: messenger RNA, 1881 nt
Organism: Diachasmimorpha longicaudata
Lineage: Eukaryota; Metazoa; Arthropoda; Insecta; Hymenoptera; Braconidae
Exons: 4
Coding region: 269-1846 (525 amino acids)
Cellular component (GO): cytoplasm; nucleus
Molecular function (GO): RNA polymerase core enzyme binding; RNA polymerase II CTD heptapeptide repeat phosphatase activity
Source: RefSeq, a predicted model, not a curated record
CAGAUGAAUUAGCAAUGGACUAUGUUAAUUAAUUCUACUGUGGAGUAAUUGUUCAAUUGUUAUGACAAUCAUGAAUGACCCUGCGGUUAAGAAGGCGAAAUUGAGGAGUGCAAGGAUUAAAGCUGUCAAGGCUGCCAAAUAAUGACUUUGUAGGAAACUUCCGACAGCCAUUCUGCUCCAGAGAAAGGUGGAAUGUGAUGCUAAAGCUUUGAAAAUUGUGGAACGUUUGAUAGAAACAGGAGUUGAAGAAGAAUGGUUGCUCACGAAUAUGAGGCAGGUCAAUCGAUCGCACCUAGAAGACGUGAUCGAGGAGAGAGCGAUUAUGAAGCUCUGCGGCUAUGCCCUAUGUGACAAUCCUCUAACAAGAGUAGUCAACAAACAGUAUAAAAUAUCAACUCUUAGGAAUAAAGUCUACGAUGUCCAGAAAACCAAGAACUUCUGCAGCUUCUGGUGUUACUCAGCAACUGAAUAUCUUCUGGCACAAAUGCUGACGAGUCCUCUUUGGCUCAGGGCUGAAGAAGAGAUUCCAGAUUUUAUUCUGUUCGAUAAACCAAAAGAAACAGUAAAAAAUCCACCUGGAGUUGAGGUUAACAUCAUUGGACUUGACCUUCCCUCUGAUGCAGGUCAUCCAUCAGGAACAGACGGUAAAAUCAGUAGGAAAGAAAGUGACAGAGAUUUUGAAGAAUCUAAAGAUGUUAGUGCAAGGAGUGCCACGAAAGUGGAGUAUAAGGAAGAUGUGAAUGCCACCAAUGACAAGAGUAAGACUUCUACAAGAGAUUGCUACAAAUCAUUGAAGCAAGUUCAAUUCUGCCCCGACCAGAUCAAUGCUCAAGACACUAAUGAAUUGCAGGAAACUGGUCGAGAUAAAUCUGAACGUUUGGAAGAGGAAAAAAACAGCUUAAGCACUGAACCGAAAUUCCCUGAUACCCUUAUCACAUCAGAAAUAACAGAAGCAUCAACAAAAAAUUCUGAAAAAGCCCGUCAGAAACCCCUAGAAAACAGUAAAAUUAACAAAUCUGAAUUCACUAAAAAUACCAACAAAAUGAAGAAGCUCAAACAGAGACCAACUGUAUCUUUUGCAUCACUGACGUCUCGAGUGGAGCAGAGCAUCACAGAAUGGAUCAGCAAACAUACAAUACAGCUUUUACAUGGUGACGAGUCAACCAAGCAGAACCUUCUGGAGACCCUAACAAUGCAAGAGAGAUACGGAGAGCUUUGCAAGAAGUUGAAUGCUGUUCAACUCGAGGAGUCAAAAGAGGAUCGAGUCUCAGCGAUUCAAUCGACUGUUCUCCAACCAAUGCCCCACUUCUCAGUUCUCAAAGAGGAAGCUGAGGCGUUAGAACUCAAGGUGCGAGCGUUUUACCACGGAAGUACAGUCGUUGAACCUCAAGUUUCGAAACCUAGUGCAGAAGAAGAGGCGCCAGAUACUGUGGUCCCAUUGACGCCAGCACAUGCCCCCAUAGCCUUACGACGUAGGAUUUUCCUUGAUAAAUUGAACAAAGUGCUUCCUGACCUGUUGAGAACUUUGGCAGGUUCAGGACAGAGUCAAUACACCUAUACGCCAGACAAAGCAGGAAAAGUGAAAGCACUAAUCAGUACCUUCAAGCUCUCUGCGACAAACAUUGUUUUCAAAACUGCAGAGUGGACGUUGGUGGCCUUGUUAAUCAUUAAAAUUCUCAGUAUCAUCGAUGUAAAUGUUAAAAAAUUGCUGGCUAGCAAGCAAGCCACGAUGUAUACGUCGAUGAUUCUGAUGUCUUAUCAGUUAGAUUCUAGUUAUUUGGAUAGACUGGUUGGUUCGUUGACUCUCCCAGAGGAUACCAAUGAUAGUGCUCUUUCUUCUGAUUAAUCAUAAUUUUUAUAUUAAUAAAUUUAUUGAAGAUA